AUGUCGACCGUAAAUGUUUUAAGAUACUCUGCCUUGGGUUUGGGGUUGUUUUUCGGUUUUAGAAAUGAUAUGAUUCUGAAGUGUAAUGCCAAAAAGAAAGAGGAAGAAGCGCAGUACGAAAAAAAAUUGAGGUUGGUGGACGAAGCAAGGAAGGAAUACGCCAAAUUGCAGCCUGUAGUGACUCCUAAGGACGCACCCAAAACCACAUCAGUCAAUUUGGAAGAUCCUAACAUUGAUUUCGAAAAAGUUAUUCUUAACGCCGUUGAAUCCUUGAAGGAAACCUCAACAUAA
This is a messenger RNA of Saccharomyces kudriavzevii IFO 1802, 291 nucleotides long. It is a transcript of the gene TIM11, whose product is annotated as F1F0 ATP synthase subunit e. Gene Ontology annotation, molecular function: proton transmembrane transporter activity. The coding region runs from base 1 to 291 and encodes 96 amino acids. The record is from RefSeq and is a predicted model, not a curated record. The transcript has a single exon. NCBI's taxonomy places the organism in Eukaryota, Fungi, Ascomycota, Saccharomycetes, Saccharomycetales, Saccharomycetaceae. Gene Ontology annotation, biological process: proton motive force-driven ATP synthesis.